This is a messenger RNA of Cyphomyrmex costatus, 3065 nucleotides long. Its product is annotated as dentin sialophosphoprotein. The transcript has 3 exons. Bases 95 to 2911 code for a protein of 938 amino acids. NCBI's taxonomy places the organism in Eukaryota, Metazoa, Arthropoda, Insecta, Hymenoptera, Formicidae. The record is from RefSeq and is a predicted model, not a curated record.
CAAGCUUGUCAAUAAGAUCCUUUGGUAAUCGUGGAUCAAACAGAUCCAGGAAAAUUUAUCAUCAAAAUUCAUCUAGUAUAAUAUAUAUCAAACUAUGUACGUGUAUUCUUCAUAUUCGAGGGGUGCGAUGCUACGGCGACAAUGUGACCUAACUGUACGAGGGUUGCUUAACUUUAGAUCCCGAAGGAAUUUAUUUGCCGCAUCCGCCUUGCAUUUUAACGAGAAGACUAUUAGUGGACGAGAUGGAUUCUUCACUUGGCUGAAGGACAUCUUUAAUAAAUCCGCAAAGGAUAAAAGCCGCAAGACUGACACCGCGAUCGUUGAUCGUGCAGCAACGGCAACAACAUUCAAUCGAUCAGAAAAGCGGCCGGCGGAUUCUUCAGACAAGGUCGACAUCGUUAAUCAAAAACUGGCUAACUUUUGCACGGCGCGGUCGACGACGAAGUUCAAGUAUGGGAACAUCCGUGCUGAGAAGCGUGACGCGGAGAACGGUGGACGUGCGUACACGAUUCAACAGUCGGCAAUCUACACUACGUCGCAGUCGAAUCGUUUUGCGGCUGAAAAAACUUUCGAACGCGGGAUAGAACCCGACUCUUCAUGGCGCGAUCCUGGCAAGAUGUAUCGAUCCGAGAGAAACUGCGGCGCGAUCGAAUUUGCGGCAAGAGACGAUCUCGAUGUGACCUCACAUUAUCGUUGUUACAUGAGCCCGAGACACUGUUAUCGCCUGCCACCGCAGCGGACAAAACAGCCGCUGAUGGGAUUGUGCGCCCCGAAUAGAUACAUCGGCAUGCCAUCGCGCGCGCUCGUGGGUUUCGCUCCUAGGAACACAAAGCCACCCAUCAAAGAGCCUAACGCGCCCGAAAAGCAUGAGAAGAAGGACGAGAAGAAGGACAAGAAGGAGAAGAAGAAGCCAGUAAUACGUACGGACGGCGAAUCCGUCGAUAGUAGCGAGAACCGAGCGGAGAUGGUGGCGGACGAUAACCCGAGGAAUGACCCCGACGCAACGUUUCGUUACGAGUGGGGCGUGAAACUCGCCGAGGAACAACCGGCCGCCGAGGCGGCGAGCGAUAACGAUAAGUUCGCCGAAAAGGGUCAGCAAUACGUCACGAAGCAACUUUGGGGAGUGAACUUGAUACAACCGAAGCCGGAUAUCGCUUCGCCAGCGACUGCGAGUUCCGAGCGAGACACGGAGAAGUCUCGAAACGCCUCUUCGAACUUUGAGAGUGGCGAUAUCACGACCGAUGCUGGAGCAAAGACCGAUGCUGUUCCAAUGCCAAACGAUUCGGCGAAGAAGUCGAGCCUGAAAGGUACAACCGCGGACUAUCUCUCAACUCCGUCGCGUCAGACCGACUCGAGUGACGAUGUUAUUGAGGUGCAAAAUGAUAGCGAUGAUACGAGCUCGUAUAUGAAUUCAAAAGAGCUUCGAAAAAUCAUGAGAACAUCGCCGAACAUAUUGAAGGAGACGAUAAUCGUCGAUAAAGAAUACAACGUUCCGGAAGGAGCGGAUUUAGACACCGAGAUCAAGGCCUGGCAGAAUCUCGGGGCGAGAUCAGCUCCGGAAGUCAAAGAGAAUUAUUUAUCAUCUGACGAGGAGAACCUAGAGAAUCUGGUAUCCAUCCGUCCGGAAGCGCCACAGCCGAAGUUGGACGUACGAAUUGUAAGAUCCACUGAGGACGAUUUAAAAGAUAAAGAGCAACCGAAUUCUGGAUACGCAUCUCCAAAAGCCGUAGAGAUUAAACAAGUUGGAUCUUCGCAAAGACCGGACGGUCACUUUACCGGCAAGAAACUGCACACUAUAAGCACGCAGAUUCGUUAUAUACAUAGGAAUAAUAUCACCCAGCGAUACGUUGAACCACUUUUAAGUAAUUCUGCUCCUUUCAGUAAAAAUAUACGGACAAAAUAUCCAGGACUCAUCUCGGCCUUCUCUACGAAUCCUGAAGAUUCCAUGCAAAAGGAAUCGGUGAGCCAAAAUGAGAAAAACUCUAACGAUCCAACCGAUUCGAAUGAUACGCCAAACAGCAACCGAUCUUCUUUAUCUAUAGAAUCUCAAAAACUUUCAAGUAGCGAUCAGGAGCAAGCUGAUCUUGCAGAGACGCUAGACAUGAUCGCGGACAAGGAAAUGGAGAUUUCUAUAAAUCAACUGCGAAGUCGUAAAAAGAAUGCUCAUCUCUCAGAUUCUAUCGUGUCUUCUGAGUUUACGCAAGAAGAUAAAUCUCGUUAUAGAGAUGAGGAAGCACAGGAAGAAACGGAACGCUACGAAAAGUCACACGUUAAGUACGAAGAUAAAAACGCUACGUACGUCGAGUUCAACAAUCAAUCAACUAAUAGCGAAUCAGUCAAGUCGGACGCGAUCAAAUCGACCAACGAAGACUCAAACAACAAUAGUUCUACCUUUGACUCAAACGUGAAAGACGCAGACGAUGAUCUGAAGAAAGGCAUCCUCGAUGGCGAUUAUGUACGAUUACCCGGCGAUCCUUACCCUUACAGCAGGGAACACUUAGAAAAAUGGCGCGUGCCACGUUCCAGAAGUCUCAUUCAUAAGUCAUGGACGCGAGAAAUGUCUCGCUCUUCCGAUUCUUCUACCGUCGUGCAGUCAACCCUGAGAAACGCUAAUGACGCGUACGCAAACGCCGCUGGGGAGCCGCGUGAUUCUCACGCCGAUGAUGCGGUAAUGGAGAUUUCAGGAAGUGGCGGCGAUGGCGGCGCAAAAAAGAGGAUGGGACAGGCGAACGGAUUCCACGUGUCCUCUCAGGACCAGCGGGUGGUGUCUGAUUGCUUGCGUGGCGACGCGGCGGAUGUACUAGGGCUGCUGCAAUGGACGGAGGCCUUUUCGCGGCUCGACGUCGACGAGAAGAUGAACGAGGCGGCGCAAAGCGACGACAACGCGCCGUUCCGCGCGCGUUAUGAGUAGUUCGCGACGGAACUUAAGUUCCGGUGCGCGUGCACUUUUGCAUAAUUCAGUUCUCUCGAUUAAUUAGGACGGGCUCGUUGCCGCGACGUAACAAGCCAGGGUUCCGCGAGCUUCAAUCUUAGAUUGCGCACCCCAUUUCCGUUUGCUUUCAACG